This is a messenger RNA of Penicillium cinerascens, 3504 nucleotides long. RefSeq names its product hybrid sensor histidine kinase/response regulator. The record is from RefSeq and is a predicted model, not a curated record. Gene Ontology annotation, molecular function: phosphorelay sensor kinase activity; protein binding. Gene Ontology annotation, biological process: phosphorylation; phosphorelay signal transduction system. The transcript has 7 exons. Lineage: Eukaryota; Fungi; Ascomycota; Eurotiomycetes; Eurotiales; Aspergillaceae. Bases 1 to 3504 code for a protein of 1167 amino acids.
AUGGCCUUGUACGCGGCCCGUGCGCCGGAUCACCCCCCAACGUCCCUGGCAGAGCGCGAGCGCAUCCGCGAAUUGUCAAAAUACUACUGCACCUUCAGCCAUCCCGGCACCGACGAGUCGUCCAGCCAGGUUGCACCGACGGGAGAUGGGCAGCCUGGAGCAGCUUACCUCUCUCCCGACAUCACACUCAACGCCAUCGCACAACUAGGUGUCUAUCGGUUUGGGUGUAAUCGGUCCUUUAUUUCUAUUAUCGAUGGCAAGAACCAACACAUCAUUGCCGAAACGACGACUUCUAUAUCUUUGCGACAUAAGGACCAGCACUUGCCAGACGAUGGCAUAUACCUGGGCUCCAGAACCAUAGAUCUCUCCUGGGGGGUUUGUCCUCAUACAAUCAAGUUAUUCACAGCUCAAGACACCUCGCUAGAAAUCGAUACCCCUAAUGUCACUGCCAAUCGUACCCGAUACAUUAUUCGCAACUUUGCCGAUGAAGAGUGUUUUAGGGAUCGGCCUUACGUGGUCGAUUGGCCCCAUAUGCGGUUCUACGCCGAGGUGCCUUUGUUUAGCCCGUCCGGUCACGUAUUGGGUUCCUAUUGUGUCGUGGACGACGAGCCGCGCUCUGAAUUUGGGGAUACCGAGGUUGCCUUGUUGCAGGAAAUUGCAGAUGCCCUGGCAAAAUACCUAGAAAGCACUCGCAUUGUCCACUUUCAUCGCCGAGCUGAGAAACUGGUGAAAGGAGUGACUGAUCUUGUCACCGAUCACUCAGACCCUGACACCGAACUCAAAGAAUUACGUCCUUUCGCAAAUCUUGCUGUUCAAACCGACUCGGAUGGCAGGAAUGAGCCUGCUGUGUCACCUUCAACGCAAAGAGAAGAUCAGACUUCAACGCAAAUCACGGCUGAAUCAUCGCCAUUGUCCUCCGGCAGGGGGAAGUCUUAUCAUACCGAAACCACUUCGGCCUCCCUGCACGAUGACCUUUUGAAUGCCGACGAGGUGACUGGACCCGAUGGAAAUGAUGCCAACCCUCAGACGAACUCAUAUUCCAGCCUGGCCAUUUCUCGGUCUAUCGCAUCCAUAUUUUCUCGUGCCAGUGUCAUCUUGAGAGACUCUAUGGACCUUGAUGGAGUGAUGUUCGUAGAUGCAUUUCAAAGUAACUCUGGAACCCAAUCGCCUGAAUCAUUGGCUGCCUGGCAGCCCUCGUCAAAACCAUUACAUUCCGGCUUUCUUAACAACCUAAAUUCGGUUCAGUUGGGCCUUAACCGCGAUGGAAAACCGCCGCAGGAAUCUCAAAAAUCAUGCGAAAUUUUAGGACAAGCUUUCACGAGGUCAUUGAAAGAUGGUCAGAACGGUCUUGAAAUCGUUUUGACGGAACAAUUGUUACAGAAGAUGAUUGCAGCUUUCCCUCACGGGCAGAUCUUCAUGUUGGGUGAUGGAGUUACGGAUAGCCAUUACCUUUCCUACCAGAGUGGAGGGGAAGACUCUAUCACCGAGCUUAACAUUCUCCGCGACAUCACCUGUGAGCUAGCUAAACAACUUCCCGAGGCUGACUCGGUGCUUUUCUUCCCACUGUGGGACUGGAAUAAAUCACGUUGGCUGGCAGGGACCCUCCUUUGGACGAGAAAGAUGCAGCGUGCCUUGGGUAUGCAAGAACUCGGAUUCUUCAAGGCUUUCAGCAACUCGAUCAUCUCCGAGGUUGCCAGAGUCGAUUGGAAUAAUACGGAGAAUUCCAAAUCGAACUUCAUCUCCUCCAUCAGCCAUGAGCUUCGUUCCCCACUUCAUGGAAUUCUUGGCAAUACUGAGCUGUUGCGGGCGACAGCCCUUGAUCCAGGUCAGGCCGAUAUGGUCAAGAUGAUUGAAGCCUGUGGCUUAACGCUAUUGGACGUCGUGAACCACCUACUGGACUUUACAAAGAUUAAUAAUUUGACAACACCGGUUCUCCAAGGAGGCGACAAGCUCAAUCCAGACAUGACGAGCCUGAUAACUGAUUUUGACCUGGGCAUAUUAGUAGAGGAAGUGACUGAAAUUAUGUCCACUUCACAGAUGCCAGGGGGGAUGAAAAACUCUGAAUCCGAAGCUCAAGGCUCCCUGGGGGUCCCAGCUGGAUCCUCGAACUCUAAAGAUACAGAAAAACCCUCUAUUGUCGUCCGGGUCGAGCAGCAAAGUGCAUGGAAGGUGAGCUCGGUGGCGGGCGCUUGGCGAAGAAUUGUCAUGAGUCUUCUUGGAAACUCCAUGAAGUGGACCAAAGGCGGUCUCAUCGAGGUAUCCCUGUCCAGUAUCAGGGCCGGCGGCUCCGAGCCUGUACUGGCCCAUCUGUCAGUGACAGAUACAGGCAGAGGAAUAUCCCCCGACUAUCUCAGACACUCGGUCUUCUCCCCGUUUUCCCAGGAAGAUCCCCUUUCAGAAGGCGUUGGGCUCGGACUCAAUCUUGUGCGCAAGCUCGUCGCUUUUCUUGGGGGUCAUAUCGAUGUGAAAAGUGAGUUGGGUGUAGGGACGCAAGUGGAUGCUUACAUUCCUGUCCAUUCCUGCGAGGAGGAUGGCUCGGGAUUAGAUCCCAACGAUGAAUUACCAGACUCGAGUUCGGCCACUCGGGCAUGUCUUGUCGGCUUCAACGAUUGCCCAGACUUGAACGAAAUACCCACCGGUAUUUUGAGCGCAGAAAACAAACGCAAAUUGUCGAUUCAAAACUCUCUUAGCAGUGUCAUUUUGGCGCAGCCCAAUUGGAGCGUUUCAUUUGCAGAGGGUUUAGAGAAAGCGGAUGGCGAUGUUGCGAUUAUCGAGGACACAAAAUUGCAGCAGUUGGUUCAGGCCGACUCUUCAUCCGUGGCCCAAUCCAGGAUCAAGCGAUUUAUCGUGCUGGGUGAGAAAAAGUCAACUGCAGGACAUCAUGUGCAAGCCAAUUUCAUUCACGUCUCUUAUCCAUAUGGCCCGCGCAAGCUAGUCAAUGCUAUCAAGUCCGCUUUGAAAAACCCUGGAGUCUCACUCAUACCUUCCGAGACUAAGACUUCGUCAGCCCAAGCGCCCAAUACCAACGAAGAUGCUCCGCCUGAUCCUGGAACUUCAACGCCACAUGAAGCCGCUCCCGCUCCCCCUCCUCCUGCCCCUGCUGCACCCCAGCCAUCGACUGGAAAGGAUAAUGGAAUACACGUUUUGAUUGUAGAUGACAACAACAUCAACCUCAAGAUCCUGUCCACCUUCGUGCGUAAAUUGGGCUGCAGCUACGAAACGGCUUCAAAUGGGCUGAUUGCCUUGAAUAAGUACAAGGAGUCCGACAAACCCUUCACAUACGUUUUAAUGGACCUCUCAAUGCCUGUCAUGGAUGGCCUCGAUUCUACGAAAAACAUUCGAUUGUUUGAAAAGGAGACGUGCAGGCCGGCAUCUUGCAUCAUGGCUGUCACUGGGGUCGCUUCAGAUGAAAUGCAGCAACAGGCUAAGAUGGUGGGGUUAGAUGACUACCUCGUUAAACCAGUCUCCCUGCAGGGUUUGAAAAAGGUAAUGAAGAUGACAUGA